GAGGUGGCAACUCUGCCUUGACAUCGGUGUGUAAUGUCAGUGAGUGAGGCCGGCCUCCCUCUCCUCCUCCUCCUCCUCCUCCUUCCAGCUCCUCUUCUUCCCCUUCACAAUCAGCUGCCUGCCAGGCCACCAAUCCGUCCACUUCACAACUAGCAGGCUGGGAAGACUUGGCAUGGAAAGCCCUGGCAUGAGGAGCAUUACUAUCAUCAACUAGAGCUGCCAAGCCGCUGGCUGCUAAUCGGGAUCCUUUACUGACAGCUCGGCGAUCGGGGGACACCAUUGACAGGAGACAUCUCACCUACACUGCAAAGGCAAAAUUUCGUUCUGAUGGGGGACGUAGGCACAAGACGCUCCAGUCUCGUUUCUAGGUUGCCGAUAUUUAGACGAAACACAAUCCGGAAACAGGACUCUCUGCCUUCUUCACCUUCCUCCAAUAAUACUGGUGGCCUACACACUUCCUCCCCUUCAAGUACAAAUUCCAGCUCAGGUAGCACUGGGAAACGAAGAAGCAUAUUUCGCACACCAUCUUUAAGCUUUCAUCACAGAAAAGAAAAUGACCAUAAAUAUGAGUCUAGCCAAGUACCGGUAACACCGAUUUCUCAGAGCACCCAAAGCACUUUGCAGAGCCUUGAAUUGGAAGAGCAGUCCAAAAUAAAGGCAAGAACCUCCACAAGCAUCCCUAGUUCAUGUAGAAAAAUUACUAGAUCAGUAACGGAAGACUGAAAGAGAAAGGAACAUUCAGGUAAUAAGAAUGUGUUCACAAACUGUUUAGGUAGAAAUGAGGAAGAUGACUCUGGAUUUGUAGAUGAUCAUCAGAAAAAAACUGCGAAACAUUCCUCAAGAAGGCUUCUCCCUAGAUCAUUUUCUUCCCAUUACAGGUUUUCCAAGCGUGGGUCUCAAUGUCAAACUCCACCACCAGCACAAAAUGCAGACUGCCCCACAGAAGCUCCUACCCAUCCAGAAACAGACUCUAUAUUUGCUAAACCAGUACUACAUAGUGCCACAGAGGUAAAUGAAUAUACAGAGAUUUCCUUGUCUCCUCUUAUAUCAGCUGAACACACAACCGCUCCACAGACACCGUCUGACUUUAUAUUUAUGGAUGACUCUGCUUCUGAAGCUGAUUCCCUGCCAAUCAGUGGAAAUAAAAUACCCGAAAGACAGCAAAUGUGCAAUCCUGUUUCUACCUCACAAACCUCUGCCAAUCCAGCAUCUGUUCCUACUGAAAUUAAUAAGGAACUGCAUGUAGUAGAAGAAAUGUCUGAAUGUGAUGGUUUGGUCCUUACGAAACAGAAAGCUGAUACAAAUGUUAAAAGAUCUAGGUUACAGUAUAUGCCGUGCAUCUUCUAAAGAACUAAUACCAUGUCUGAACUGUCUACAAGUCAUAAUAUUAAUCUUGAAAAUGGUACCGAGCAAAAACACAGAGAUAAACCAGUGUUUCAAAAUAAAGAUUACUUUAGUUUGCCAAAGAAAUUUGAGCCAGCAGUAUCUCAAUGUGAAGUGAUGCCAACUCCAUGCAGUCAUCAAGUUGUGCCAGCAACACAAGUUUCAUCUGAGGCACAGUGUUCACAGAUGCACAAUGGCCGUGCAAGAGUUAACUAUGCCAAUAGUUUCAGCCCAUAUAGAGACGGGCGCUAUUCUGAGAGACGUUUGCGUUCAUCCUCAGAGGGUACUACAGGAGGCAGCAGAAUGGCUUUUAAACCAAAGGAGCAGCAUUCUGAAGAGCUGGCACAUUUUAGAAAGCAGAGAACUAUUUCAACUUCUUCCAAAAUGAAUAGCAUGGAUGUGUUAAACAAUUUGGGGUCCUGUGAAUUGGAUGAAGAUGAUCUUAUGCUUGACCUGGAGUUUACAGAAGAACAGCAGCUUCGAAAAGUAUGUCGGGAAGAUUCCUACCAGUCAAUAGUGUCAUGCUCAGCAGUGGUACUUUCCCACGUGGAAGAAUCAAGCGAAAAUAAUAAACCUACAGAAGAAGAACCAAAAUUUUCUGGGACAACAACAAGAAAUCUCUAUCUACAUUUGCCAAGAGAAAGCGAUCAAGAGGAUACUAAGUGCCCUCGUGUCUGCCAAGUGCCCACCAGCCCAUCUGUGGAAUGGCCCUUUGCACAGGAAGACAUCAACGGCUUGGAAUCAUUGCCUUUCAGAUUGAUGAUGCAAGACUGUACAUCUGUAAAGACAUUACUGCUCAAAAUGAAGAGAAUCCUGCAAGAGAGCACUGAGAUGAGCCCAGCAAGUAGCACAGCUUCACUUCCAAUUAGCCCUUUUGCCGAAAGGAACCAUCCUUUUAAGGAUAUAAUGAAAGAUGAAUGCUCAAUGCUGAAGCUGCAGCUUAAGGAACGGGAUGAACUUAUCCACCAACUGCAAGAAGAGCUGAAAGCUGCUCAAACGCUAAAUAUCUCCAAACAAGAUAAAUAUACCCAGACUGAAUUAGUAAACCAUGAAGUCAUUAAUAAUGUCCAGAGGAACACAACAAGUACAGAGGGCUCUAUUUUCAAAGCUAUAAGACCUGUUCAUUGUUUCCAGCAUUAUCAGUUUAAACCCAACAUCUGGACACAAGAUGCUUUACACUAAUGUAUUCAAUUAGGUUUCAUUAAAAUGUAAUAAGCUGUGGUUUCAGAAACAAUUAAUGUAUUCACAAAUGAUGCUGCUAAACUGCAGUUUUUGCAUUAUCGCAAAUGAAAAUACUCCUUUUUUGAUGUUGCUGUACAGAUCUAUUUUCAUUGCAGGAACUUUAAUAACAAAAUAUGUGGUUAUUAUCCUUCUGGGAUUACCAUUUUUUAUAUAAUAAUUUAAAAUAGACAAGGACCAUGCACUUGGACCAGGAGGCAGCACGGUGUUUUGAAGAGGAUUAUAGCCAACGACACCAAAUAUAGCAUAAGCAUUUUACAGUUUACCUGUGCUGCCUAAUCUGAUUUUGUGAAAUUAUUUUUAAAAAUGUUUUCUUUAUGUUUAUUUCUGUAAUAUGACAAAAAAAUUACUGCGCAAUACAAUUGAUAAAUUAUGCCAAUAAACAAUUACAUUUGUAAACCUUA
Messenger RNA from Rana temporaria (common frog), 3026 nucleotides. RefSeq names its product coiled-coil serine rich protein 1 (gene CCSER1). NCBI's taxonomy places the organism in Eukaryota, Metazoa, Chordata, Amphibia, Anura, Ranidae. The record is from RefSeq and is a predicted model, not a curated record.